UGCUAUAAUAUUAAUAUCGUAUUGAAGGGGAAAAAAUGAAAUAUUAAAGUUUACUUUGGUAACGACACUUUAACCACCAGACACCAGUAAAUAAAUAAAUAAAUACAUUAUUGCAAUCCAAAGCUUAUAAGGAGAACAACAAAUUUGUUGUGCUUUGACAUUCGCUGUAACUUCACUACUGAGGCGGAAACCCGGUUACCAUGGUGACAAAGGCACAAUUUGUGUGUUUUGCAAAUAUAACGUAAUCCAGUGAAGAUGAUGUUUUUUUUCCUGUAAAAAUAUACAUUUCCUCACAAUUAGCCAAAAAUGUUAACAUCUACAAAUCAUUUGUAGUGGUGCUUGAGUCAGUCACAGGACUAGUCACAGUAGGUAACUCAACUCCUGUCUGAUGUCACAAAUAGCAACCGAAGGCCUGAACUACCGAAAGCAUCAGAACCGCCUCUACCGGGAGGAGAGCAAAAGCCUGUAAGAGAAAAGCGGAUUUGACAACAUGGCGAACUUUCCUCUGGAAGAAUAACUUUACUUAACAGCUGCUGAGCGUCUGUUUGUGUGACUCUCUUGCUCAAAAUCUGCGGAAUAAAGCGCGAUAUAUAAAACCGAAGUCAGUUCGCUUUUUGAGGAAUGAAGCGUUUUCUCAUGGAUUCGGGACGUGUGAAGUAUCAUGGAUGAAAGUUUGAAAUAGUUGUUGGAUAGUAAAGCACAGGACAGGAUGGAGAAAGAAGGAACGAGACGAGAAAAGUUUGGUUUGUUCGGACCGCGAGCCCUGGGCAGGGCGGUGCACGCCGCGGCCGAGGGGCCGGGCCUCAGCAAGGCAGAGUUCAUGGAGAAAGUGCGGCAAAGCAACGAAGCCUGCCAACUUGGGGACUUCCAGACGGCCGUGAAGCUGUACGGCGAAGCCCUGCGAGCAGACCCGCAAAACUGCAUCCUGUACAGCAACCGCUCGGCCGCCCAUCUCAAACUGGGCCAGUACCAGACCGCCCUUGAUGAUGCAGUCAAAGCCCGUCUCCUUAACCCUAAGUGGCCAAAGGCAUACUUCCGACAGGGUGUUGCCCUUCAGUAUCUGGGGCGUCAUGCGGAUGCCCUGGCAGCGUUUGCGUCUGGUCUGGCGCAGGAUCCCAAGAGUCUUCAGCUGCUGGUGGGGAUGGUGGAGGCCGCCAUGAAGUCUCCGCUACGAGAAUCUUUGGAGCCCACGUACCAGCAGCUGCAGAAGAUGAAGCUGGACAAGAGUCCAUUCGUGGUGGUUUCUGUGAUUGGCCAGGAGCUUCUGACCGCCUCUCAUCACGGCGCAUCAGUGGUCGUUCUGGAGGCGGCGCUGAAGAUUGGCACCUGCAGCCUCAAACUGCGCGGCUCGGUUUUCUCGGCGCUCAGCAGCGCUUACUGGUCAUUGGGCAACACGGAGAAGAGCACCGCCUACAUGCAGCAAGACCUCGAGGUCGCCAAGACUUUAGGCGACCAGACAGGUGAGUGUCGCGCUCACGGGAAUCUGGGCUCGGCCUUCUUCUCCAAGGGGAAUUACAGAGAAGCUUUGAGUAACCACAGACAUCAACUCGUCCUGGCCAUGAAACUCAAGGACAGAGAGGCGGCAUCCUCCGCUCUCAGCAGCCUGGGUCACGUCUACACAGCCAUCGGUGACUACCCCAACGCCCUGGCCAGUCACAAGCAAUGCGUCCUGCUGGCCAAACAGUCUAAAGAUCAGCUUUCCGAGGCACGCGAGCUCGGCAACAUGGGAGCCGUCUACAUCGCCAUGGGCGACUUCGACAACGCCGUGCAGUGUCACGAACAGCACCUGAGUAUCGCCAAGACCCUGGGCAACAAACGGGAGGAGGCUCGAGCGUACAGCAACCUGGGUAGCGCUUAUCACUAUCGACGCAACUUCGACAAGGCCAUGUCUUACCAUACGCAUGUGCUGGAGCUCGCCCAGGAGCUUGAGGAGAAGAGCAUUGAGAUGAGGGCGUACGCGGGCCUGGGUCACGCCGCCCGAUGUAUGCAGGACCUGGAGAGGGCAAAGCAGUACCACGAACAACAGCUAAGCAUCGCUGAAGGCCUUAAGGAUCGGGCUGCAGAGGGACGAGCUUCAUCUAACCUGGGAAUCAUUCACCAGAUGAAAGGGGACUACGAAACAGCUCUGAAGUUACACAAGGCUCAUCUGUCCAUCGCCCAGGAGCUUAAUGACUACGCCGCCCAGGGAAGAGCGUACGGAAACAUGGGUAAUGCUUACAACGCCCUCGGCGCCUUUGACCAGGCGGUGCGCUACCACAGACAAGAGCUUCAGAUUUCCAUGGAGGUUAACGAUCGCGCCUCCCAGGCUUCCACUCACGGAAACCUGGCGGUGGCUUACCAGGCUCUGGGAGCCCACGAUCGAGCCCUCCAACAUUACCAAAAUCAUCUGAAUAUCGCACGCGAGCUGAGAGAUGUGCAGAGCGAGGCACGGGCCCUAGGCAACCUAGGUAACUUCCACUGCUCGCGGGGAGAGUUUCCCCAAGCCGUGCCGUACUACGAGCAGUACCUGCGACUCUCCCCGGACCUCCAAGAUAUGGAGAGCGAGGGGAAGGUCUGUCACAAUCUAGGAUAUGCACACUACUGUCUGGGAAACUUUCAGGAGGCGGUGAAGUAUUACGAGCAGGACCUGGCACUCGCUAAGGACCUCCACGACAAGUUGAGCCAAGCCAAAGCCUACUGCAACCUGGGCCUGGCCUUCAAGGCGCUAGGCGACUACGGCAAGGCGGAGGAGUGCCAAAAGUACCUGCUUUCCUUGGCGCAGUCCCUGAACAAUUCGCAGGCCAGAUUCCGUGCCUUGGGCAACCUGGGCGACAUCUUUUUGUGUAAAAAGGACGUACCUGGAGCUGUCAAGUUUUACGAGCAGCAGUUGACUUUGGCGCAUCAAGUCAAGGAUCGCAAGAUGGAAGCCAACGCUUACGCCGCGUUGGGCGCAGCCUACAGGAUGCUACAGAAAUAUGACAAGGCCUUAGGGUACCACACCCAAGAACUGGAGGUUUAUCAGGAGCUGGGAGACAUACAAGGUGAAUGCCAAGCUCACGGACACCUCGCCGCCGUCUACAUGUCUCUCGGGAAGUACACCAUGGCCUUUAAAUGCUACGAAGAACAGCUCGAGCUCGGACAAAAACUGAAGGACCCCAGCGUCGAGGCGCAGGUCUACGGUAACAUGGGCAUCACUAAAAUGAACAUGGGUGUCAUGGAGGAAGCCAUUGGAUAUUUCGAGCAGCAGUUGGCGAUGUUGCAGCAGCUCAGCGGGAACGAGGCCGUGCUUGAUCGAGGACGUGCUUACGGUAACCUGGGCGACUGCUAUGACUCUCUGGGGGAUUUUGAAGAGGCUAUUAAGUACUACGAUCAAUAUCUGUCUGUGGCACAGAGCCUCAAUCAUAUGCAGGAUCAAGAGAAGGCAUACAGAGGUCUGGGCAACGGACACAGGGCAAUGGGAAACCUGCAGCAGUCGCUGGUGUGCUUCGAGAAACGUUUGGUGGUUGCACACGAGCUCGGUGAAUGCGGAGGAAAAGCGCAGGCCUACGGAGAACUGGGCAGCCUGCACAGCCAACUGGGAAACUACGAGCAGGCCAUUUCUUGUCUGGAACGGCAGCUCGGCAUCGCACGCGACACCCAGGAUCGAUUGCUGGAAGGUGAUGCCAGCUGCGGUCUGGGCACCGUGUACCAGCUGAUGGGCGAGCACGACACAGCCCUUCAGUUUCACCAGCUGGACCUCCAGAUUGCGGAGGAGACGGGGAACGGCAGCUGCCAGGGCCGGGCGUACGGGAACCUGGGUGUCACCUACGAGUCGCUGGGUAAUUUCGAGCGGGCUGUGGUGUACCAAGAGCAACACCUGAGCAUCGCGGCGCAGACCAACGAUCUGGUGGCCAAGACGUUGGCGUAUAGCAGUUUGGGCCGAACGCAUCACGCGCUACAAAACUACUCGCAGUCGGUCAUGUAUCUGCAGGAAGGUCUGCGUCUGGCUGAGCAGCUGGGCCGCCGCGAGGAUGAGGCCAAAAUCCGUCAUCGUCUGGGACUCUCGCUGUGGGCCAGCGGCAACCUGGAAGAGUCUCAACAUCAGCUGUACCGCGCCUCCGCUCUGUUCGAGACCAUCCGUCAUGAAGCCCAGCACAGCACCGAUUACAAGCUCUCCCUCUUUGACCUCCAGACCUCCUCGUACCAGGCUCUCCAGCGGGUCCUUGUCAGCCUCGGUCACCAUGAUGAAGCUCUUGCGGUGGCCGAGCGAGGACGCACUCGGGCCUUCGCCGACCUACUUGUGGAGAGACAGACGGGUCAACAGGAUUCGGACCCCUACACCCCGGUGACCGUCGAACACAUUCUGGACACUGUGAAUGGGCAGCGCUCACUGGUUCUUUACUUCUCUCUGGCUGCGGGUUAUCUGUACAGCUGGCUGCUGGCACCGGGCUCCGGUAUCCUGAAGUUUCAUGAGGUGUACUUGGGCGAGGGCGCGUCGGAUGGCGGGGCGUCAGAUUUUCAGGAGGCCGGUGGAUGUGCCGCCCCCUCGGGUAGCAGCUGUGGUGGAUCCUCUCUGGAGCAGCACAUCGCUAAUGCCCGCGAGGCUCUUGGAGUCGACUCGUACUACAGCAGAGCGUGCUCCAGCAGCGAGACAGAAAGUGAAGCUGGAGAUCUCCUGGAUCAACAGUUUGAAGAGCUCAACAAUAAACUGAACUCAGUGACGGACCCCACCGGAUUCCUCAGGAUGGUUUCCAGAAACAACCUUUUCAACAGAAGUUGUCAGAGUAUGACGAGUCUCUUCAGUAACACGGUGUCUCCGGUGAAAGAGGGCAGCUCAUCUCUUCCCCGUCGCUCCAGUACUCUCAGUAAACCUCCGUUACGAGCUCUCUAUGACCUGCUGAUCGCUCCCAUGGAGGGGGGUCUGAUGCACUCCAGUGGUCCGGUGGGAAGACACAGACAGUUGGUUUUGGUGCUUGAAGGAGAGCUGUAUCUCAUCCCGUUUGCUCUGUUGAAGGGCAGUUCUUCAAACGAGUAUCUGUACGAACGCUUCAGUCUUAUCGCCGUUCCAUCGAUCGGCAGUCUGGGGACCACAGCUAAAGUUCAUCCUCGACGGACAGGUCCGGUUCUCUGUAACGGCGGUAGUUCCAUGGCCGCAGUCAUCGGAAACCCUCGACUCCCACCAUCAGUAAUGGACCGCUGGCUUUGGGGUCCGAUGCCCACCGCAGAAGAAGAAGCCCACAUGGUGGCCGAUCUCCUGGGCUGCCAGCCGCUGGCCGGCCCCGCCGCCACCAAAGAGCGAGUCAUGAGCGCCCUCACGCAGGCCGAAUGCGCUCACUUCGCCACGCACAUCUCUUGGAAACUGGCAGCAUUGGUCCUCACACCCAGCCAGGACGCCAGCAGCGGAAACGUGCCGGUCGCGCCCAGCGGAGGAACAGGGGGUGGAGAGAGCGGAGGUAAAUCCAACUACACCAUACCAGAGAGCCUACGGGUGCAAGACGACGCCAGCGACGCAGAGAGCAUCUGUGACAGUCCACCGCUGCAGGAGUUUCUGCUCACCGCCGCCGACAUACUGGACCUCAGACUGCCUACUAAACUCGUGGUGCUCGGGUCGUACCAGGAGUCCGAGAGUAAAGUGACUGCGGACGGUGCGGUGGGUUUGACGAGAGCUUUCCUGGCCGCUGGUGCUCAAUGCGUGUUGGUGUCGCUGUGGCCCGUGCCCGUCGCCGCCUCCAAGAUGUUUAUCCACGCUUUCUACAGCGCUCUGCUCAACGGCACCAAAGCCAGCGCGGCGCUCGCGGACGCCAUGAAAACCGUUCAGAGCAGCAAGCAGUUCUCACAUCCCUCCAACUGGGCAGGCUUUAUGCUGAUCGGCAGUGACGUGAAGCUGAACAGCCCGUCAUCUCUGAUUGGUCAGGCACUGGCUGAGAUCCUGCAGUACCCUGACAAAGCCCGAGACGCCCUGAGGGUUCUCCUGCACUUGGUGGAGAAAUCCCUGCAGCGCAUUCAGAACGGUCAGAGAAACUCAAUGUACACAUCUCAACAGAGUGUGGAGAAUAAAGUAGGAGGUGUACCGGGUUGGCAGGCUUUGCUGACGGCGGUGGGUUUCAGACUGGACUCAGCUGGUACAGGACUCCCUGCUGCCGUCUUCUUCCCUACAUCAGACCCUGGAGACAGAUUACAACAUUGCAGUACAACACUACAGUCACUGCUCGGUUUGCCACCUCCUGCACUUCAAGCAUUGUGUAAACUGAUCACCGCAUCAGAAACCGGAGAACAACUCAUCAACCGGGCUGUUAAAAAUGUAGUGGGAAUGCUCCAUCAGGUUUUGGUUCAGCUUCAGUCUGUAGAGAAGGAGCAGGAUUUCUCUCUCGCACCCAUUCAAGUGUCAAUCAGUGUUCAGCUCUGGAGACUCCCAGGCUGUCAUGAGUUCCUCGCUGCUUUGGGGUUUGACCUGUGUGAGGUCGGUCAGGAGGAGGUGGUUUUGAAAACGGGCAAGCAGGCAAACCGUCGCAUCAUGCACUUCGCUCUGCAGUCACUGCUGGCUCUGUUUGACUCAACUGAACUGCCGAAGCGUCUGAGUCUGGACAGCUCAUCCUCAUUGGAGUCUCUGGCCUCAUCUCAGUCUGUGUCCCACCAGCUGCCCAUGGGUUACCCCAACCCUCCCUUCUCCCCACCCUGUCCUGACAGCCUGGCCUCAGAUGCCAUCUCAGUCUACAGCCUAAGUUCUAUCGCCUCCUCCAUGAGCUUCCUGUCCCGGCCCGACGCCGAUUUUAUCAGCCAGCGCUCGCGCCAGCAAGAACUGGAGCGGCACCGGGGCGGAGCCGGGCUGUUCGCGUCGCAUCGACACGCGGUGCCUCGUAGUCGAUCGUCUCCGCAUGGAGCCGUCGGAGGUCACGACGAUGAAGAAUAUGAAGGUUACAGUAUCAUCAGCAGUGAGCCGCUGGGCAGCCAGUGCGACACGCUGCCCCGGCCCGCAAACCACAGGAACCACAGGGGUGCAGCGCGUGGCGGGACGGGCAGGGGUUACACGGUGUCAGUGUCCACAAGAGGAAGCGUAAGCACCCCGACGUCGCCUGUGAAAACAACCCUGGUGCCCAGUCCGAACUCUCCGUUCCAGAAGGUGGGAAAGGUGAGCACCUCGGACACGGGCGAGUCCGAUCAGUCCAGCACCGAGACGGACAGCACUGUGAAGUCCCAGGAGGAACGCACGCCUGGAGCCCCGCUAGACCCGCAGGAGCUCGCCCAGAAGAUCCUGGAAGAAACGCAAAGCCACAUGCGUGCCGUCGAGACUUUGCAAAGGAGUACGGGAAACGUCCCGCCGGGCAGCGGAGGGCCCCCGACUCCGACGGGGGGCUCUGCUUUCCGUUCCUCGGAGACGAGUGCUUUCAGUCGCCCCAACAGCAGAGCCAGUAUUAAAGCCCAGUCGUCACCACUCUCGACACGUCCUAAACCACCUUCUCGCUCGUCCUCCCUCCAAAAGGUGAGCUCGGGCUACAACAGCCCUGCAAUUUCAGAAACGUCUUUGAAAGAAGGCAGUCAACCGUCGCCCACCUCCGACAGCCAUGCCCAGUUUAAACUCAAGUAUCCCAGCUCACCCUACAGCGGGCACAUCUCACGGUCGCCCAGCAACAUCUCGCCCAGUUCUGGCCACCAGUCGCCCGCCGGCAGCGCGCCUUCUCCGGCGCUGUCCUACUCCUCUACUGGCUCGACACGCUCCAGCCCAGCUGACGCGCCGGAUAUUGACCGGCUUAAACUGGCUGCUAUCGAUGAGAAAGUCCAAGCCAUUCACAAUCUCAAGACCUUCUGGGCCAAUGCAACCCAACAGCAGCACUCCGGACCAAUGCGCGUGCUCCGUGGUGGAAAGCUGAGCACCGCCAAACGUGACGUUUUGGGCCUGCUUAAUCUCUCGCCCCGCCAUGCUGUGACAGGGUCACAGGAUACGCCCGGCCAUGAACUGCAAGCCGCUGGGCUCCAAUCGCUUGAGCACGGCUCUAGAAAUCCGCCCAACGGCCAUCGCAAGAUUGACCCGAAGAGGGUAGCUCCUUCUCCGACAUCUUCCACAGGGAGUAGUCCCGGAUCCCACUCCAUUCGACUGCCCACGGGGAACGGGUACAAAUUCCUGUCGCCCGGAAGGUUUUUUCCUUCAUCUAAAUGUUGAGACAUUUAUUUUUGCUUUCUCUCAAUGAAACUCGCUUAAAAAAGGAGUAUUUUGAGUAUUUAUAACUCUGAAAACAGUAACAAGGACAGUCUGGGUUAGGAAUUGCACAUUCCCAGAAGCCUCAACCUGCCUACUGUUUCAUUCCGUGCAGAGAGCAUAUAAUCCUUAUGCUUCCACCUACACUGUAAAGGACCAUUUAUAUAUGCAGACUGAUCUGAGACCUGUGCAGGGCAUGUCAGACAAAAAACAGAGAUUAUACCAAAAUGGUAUUUCAUGAAAAAGACGCUCGCUGUUUGUGUUAGUGAAGAUGAUGCGGCUUUGAAUGGUUAAUUUUGUUUGAUUUUUUGUUUGAUUUUUAUUAAUAUAAUUAUUGUUAUUGUUAUUAUUAUUAUUAUUAUUAUUAUGAAUGGUAAUUGUUAUUACAGUUAUUUGUUUUGUAAAUUAAAUCAACGUUUUGCAAUCAGUAUUACAUGUUUUUAUAUUGUUAAAGAAGCAAACCAUGCACAAAAAACUGAAAACAUUUUGAUAUUUUUAUUGAGGUGGUGGCGGUGCACCUGACCUGAAGUCUGUGUGAAUUGAGUGUCAGUAUUACAGCAUGGGUUCCCUCGCUCUCCGGUCAUUUAGUGUCUUUUUAACAGAGAUUUUGCAUAUGUGGACUCUCAUCCAAACAUAUUUCAGUCAUUUCUCAGUAAAAUGGUCUCAAUAAAAAAGUUGAAUUCA
Molecule: messenger RNA, 8836 nt
Organism: Misgurnus anguillicaudatus (oriental weatherfish)
Lineage: Eukaryota; Metazoa; Chordata; Actinopteri; Cypriniformes; Cobitidae
Source: RefSeq, a predicted model, not a curated record